GAUUUUGUUUGUUUGUACUAAUUCGAUCAUGUUUCACCCCUGGUGGUGGUUAAACAGUGACACUGUGGUUUCAGUGACCCAGUUUAUGGUGUCAAGCCAACGUGUCAAUUUUCACGCGUUUAGAUGCAAACAACUGUGGAACAAAACUGAACAGGUAGGAAGUGCUUGUGAAAACCACAGACAGACACUUAAAGUGUUUGAUUACUUGUUUCUCUAUUUCCAUAUCAGUCUCACAACUCCUCUUAAAUCAAAAAAAAGAGGAAAAGUCAGCUUAUUUACUGUAACUGCAUCAGUGUACGACCGGAAAACUUAUUCUGAAAAAAUGGUGUUUUUUUCAAUUAGUGUAGUUUCUCCUUAUAGUCACAAACAAGGAAAUGAAAACCCUAACGAAUGUUGACAGUGUAAAAGAUUCACUGAAUUCAAAGAUUUUUAAGUCAAUUUAUUUCUAUUUCAGAGGAAAAGGAGGCCCAAAAAGGUGCCCAAUGAACUGAAUCAGGAAGCUGAAAAGCCUUAAAUCACUAAAGUUGAUCUGAAAUUGAGCCUCAAAUGGUGAUAAGAAAGAAAAUUAAUGUGAAUAUAUGUGUUGGACACUAAAAUAAAUAUAUACACACAAUCGCAAAAUUAUAAAUGUGUUUCAUAUUGAUAAUGAAAGAUUAUGCAUGUAUGUGUAGCUUACCUUGUAACCAUACAGGAUGUGGUUAAAAGUCAUUGAAGCAAGCUGCACCAUAAAAGGGUGGACGUGACACAUGUGGUGUUUUGAUGGCAUCAUGCACGCUCUGCAGAAACUUCUGUUCUUCCAUGUUUUCGCAUGUCUCGGACAAGCUGGACAUGGGAGUGACAUCAUAAAGGGUAAAACGGCUCCAGAGAACUCAUUGCUGUACAUGGCCUCAGUGCAGAGCAGCACCGGCCAUGUAUGUGGAGGAUUUCUCAUCACUGCAGACUUUGUGCUCACUGCUGCACACUGUGCCAAACACAAACCCACGCAUGUUGUACUCGGCACUCACAAUCUCAAGAACUCCCAUCAAGAAAAAAUAACAAUUGAAAAGAAAUUCAAGCCCAAAUUUUAUCAAAGGGCUUGGCUCGGUGAUGACAUCAUGCUCCUUAAACUUUCCAGGAAAGUUCGACUAAACAACAGAGUAAAAAUAAUUCCACUGCCAUCUGCUAAAGUACACCUAAGAGAAAAUGAAGUGUGUCAGGUGUCUGGAUGGGGAAAAACUAGAACUGAUGGUAAAACUGUUAAUGAGCUGAGAGUGGUGGAUGUGCCUGUCGUCAACAAAAGGGUCUGUAAGGAACUGUGGCGUGGUCUUCCCGCUAAUGUAAUCUGCGCAGGUGGUUAUGGCACAGACAAAGGGUUCUGUCAGGGUGAUUCAGGCGGCCCGCUGGUGUGCAAAGGAAUAGCUGUUGGUGUCGUUUCCUUCAACAACAACAACAGCUGUGAUUAUCCUGAUGUACCCAACGUUUUUACAGACAUCUCAAAAUACCGCCUGUGGAUCAACUCAAUUCUAAAAAACCCAAAUAGUGAUAACAAAAACCCGUAAAGUUUUGGUUUUGCAUUAUUAAAAUGUAAAAUGCGAUCGCUUCAUCAGAGGAACCAAAAACAGAAAUAAAAAUAUCCUUUAUCA
Oreochromis niloticus (Nile tilapia) is the source of this 1622-nucleotide messenger RNA. Its product is annotated as mast cell protease 4. Bases 747 to 1538 code for a protein of 263 amino acids. Lineage: Eukaryota; Metazoa; Chordata; Actinopteri; Cichliformes; Cichlidae. The transcript has 5 exons. Gene Ontology annotation, molecular function: serine-type endopeptidase activity. The record is from RefSeq and is a predicted model, not a curated record. Gene Ontology annotation, biological process: proteolysis.